Molecule: messenger RNA, 411 nt
Organism: Vollenhovia emeryi
Lineage: Eukaryota; Metazoa; Arthropoda; Insecta; Hymenoptera; Formicidae
Product: zinc finger X-chromosomal protein-like
Exons: 2
Coding region: 75-392 (105 amino acids)
Source: RefSeq, a predicted model, not a curated record
CGAUUGCGGAAUCAUCUUGUCAUUAAUCGAUAUUUGAGGAUGAUAUUUUCAGGAUCAAUUCAUCGGUGUUACAGAUGCGGACAAUUUUACACCUGGCUGGAAAGUCUGAGAAAGCUUAUGUGUACCAAGUGUGUGGUUUAUUAUCGAGUCAACAGUAUUCGUAUUAUUCGCACAAAUCGAGGCAAAACAGGAAUGAUGCUACAAAAAGUGUCAAGUACCCGUGCCAAUGGUGCGGACGAAACUUCUCGUGGCCGUCGAGUCUACGUCUACACCAGAAAAUGGCGUGCGGUAAACCGCCGAAUUUCUACUGCACCAUCUGCGAUUACAAGUCGAACUUCAAGGGCAACCUCAAGAGGCACCUGUUUUGCAAGCACAAUAUAGAUUUGUAUUGAUGCACGCGCGCGACUAGAU